AUGAGCCUCUUGAUGCCCAUUGUUGAGAAGGUUGUGACUCAGAUCUUCGAGAAGCUGAUCGGCACCGGCGGGGGCGGCCUCAUGAAGUUGCUCAAGGGCAUCAUGACGGAUUCCCACACCCAGCCAAAGAAGAAGCAGAAGAAGACAAAGACGAGGAGCCGAAGGCCACUGUGGACAGGCCUGCGGCAGGAGCAAGCGCUCCCGAAUGAGGGCGGUGAUUUGAAGACAUGCAGCAAGGGCAAGGGCAAAGGAGAACCAUCCCGAAAGGUGAGUUUCGCUGUGCCCGAGAGGGAGUUGAUCCAGCCGAGCCAGAAGAAGACGGAGAAGGAGGAUGAGGCGGGCGACUGGCAGGAGGUGGCCAAGAAGACGAAGAAGGACGAGGGGCCUUGGAAGCUCCGACAGAAGGACUGGGAUGCGGAUGUGGUGGACUACAGCGAGGUUGCAGCAAGGCUGGAAAAGGCCACCAGCGUGUUCAAAGGAGUGGUGCAGUGCACUUCCGAUCAGGCAACGGCGAUUGAGUGCAUGCUUCAGCACUCUUCCAAGGUCUAUGGCGUCCUGCUGGUUACUUUGGACAAUGGCAGUGACUCUCUGCGAGUGCCUGGGGAAGUUGGCGAGAAGUUGAUGUUCAAGAAGGCAGUGGUGCGGAAACUGGCGUCUAGUGGGCAGGAGCCGCCUCAGCCAGCCGGGAUGAAGCAGGCCAAGCAGACGAUCAAAACGCAGCCCACUGUGGUCGUCGCCCUGAAGAUUGUGCAGCGCUUUCUUCCGCAGGACAGUUGGUCUACGGCAGUGAAGAGCCCGCAGAGGUACUUCCAUAGCUGGCUUGCGCGCCAAUCUUUCAAGGCCUUGGACAGCUGGGGGUGGGAAAAGGAGCGCGCUCAGAGCCAGCAGUCCGACCACUUCUUUGGACUGGCCAGGAUCUACGAGGCUGACUUGCAGGCAGUGCUGGCCAGGUCUGGGGACGCAUCUUUGUGGAGCCCACCAGGCAGUGCACGAUGCCCAAGUACAAGGUGGUGUGGUUUGAGCGGAAUCAGGGGGAGAAUGACCGGACACUACGCGCUUCGGGCUCGCAAGUUUGGGGGCGAGUUUGGCCUCACUCUGGGUUUCAAGCAGAUUGGCAUCCGUGAGAAGAGAGAGCCCAACGAGCCGUCGACGCGGCUGUGGAUUGUGGAAGACGUGCCGCGCACCUGGCACCAAGACCAGGUCCGUGCUGCCUUAGUCGCCGAGUUCUCGGUGGUGGACUUUGUCACUGUGCGCAAGAAGAAGGGAGGCUUUGACUUUUUGUUCAAGGGCACCACAGCUAGCACGCAGGACCUCAUCGCAAUCCCGGUUGAGGACGACUCAGGCAGCUGGACAAUGUGGACUAGAUGGGCGCCGCCCCGGAAGUUUGCAGGUGAGACCAAGCAGGUGAUCAGAGCCGGUGGGUGGAGCUUGCGGCCGGAGAAGCAGCCGCUGAGCAAGACAGUUGCCGCCUCGGCUCCGGUCCCACCGCCUGAUGGAGGCGCUGCGCAGGAACCCGAGGCUGACGCCGCGGCUGCGGGGAAAGGAGUGCAAGGCCAGCAGCAUCUCAGAGAAGCUCCAGACCAUGCGGGCCCGAAGAAGAUCAAAGUUGAGGAGAGGGCCAUCCCUGACGGCACCAAGAUCAGUGUUGUGGCCGGUGACGGGGAUUGCUUGUUUUCUUCGUUUGCUGUGGCGUACGCCAACCUCACCGGGAAGCAGGCCAAGCACAAGGCCACGUUGCGGGCAGAGGUGACCACUCACCUUGCCAAGCAUGAGGAGAGAUACAAGCAGACCUGGGACGGGAUGAGCCCCUGUAACAAAAAGAAGUGUGCGUGGAACGACUACCUGACUGCGAUUGCUGCCCCGGGAACAUGGGGAGGAGAGAUGGAAGCCGCAGCCCUGGCCAGGAUGCACAACGUCUGCAUCGUGAUCGUCCCCAGAGAUAUCACAUGGCCGGCGGUCUGCCUCCACGCGGAUGCCCAGAGAACAGUCGCUUUGUGGUGGAAUGGCAGUCACUUCGAUGCCCUUCUGCCGGAGGACGACAAGAUGCCGGCGGAGAUCAUGGCAGUGAAGCAAUCUCCCACCAAGCCCCUCAGAGGAGGAGGCGGGUCCGAGGUGAACUCAGAGGGCACUGUGUGGACACGUGCAGCUUCGUCCCAGCACACGGUCUGGACUUUGGCUGCAGCUGCUAGCCAGCGGCCAUGCAGCGGGAACCGGUCGUGCUCGACAGUCUGGAGCGCCGAUGAGGCUGCAAGUGGCAAAAAGGCUUCGUCCAAGCGCUUCCGCUUGAACAGCAAGACAGCAGCCAGCGCUGAGGCGGAGCCUGCGUCCCCGGACUGCGGCCAGGACAUCGACACUGAGAAUGACAAGGUCGGCUACCGCGAGUGUGCCCAGACUGGCCUGAUUAGGGCCUUUGCUGCUGCUGACGAGGUAGGGUGGAAGUGCCCCCUGUGCGACUUCGGGAUCGAGGCCACCAAACUAAGCGUGGUCAGUGAGUCCGUGGCUGGUGCUGCCAAGAAGAAGCACAGAAAGGAUUGCCACCCAACCACCACCAUUGCGGCGUGGAGGCGACUUCAGAGCCUGGGCACUCAGCAGGGGAGCGCCUAUCGGCAGAGUCAGCGAACCAUGAUGCUUAACGUAAGCAUGGCAAGGGUAGAGAAGGACUUCCUGCAGAGCGGUGGCCAUCAGCUGCAAGCCUUCAUGUGGCCUGUUGUCAAGUGGAAGUCAAAAGACAAGCCGUCACGGUUGUCAAUCCGGCGGGCAUGGCGGUGUCGGAAGUGCCUCUGCUGCUUUCGGGACAAGAAGUGCGUCCAGAGAAGCAAAGGCUGCGGUGCCAAGAGGACCGAAAAAGAUGUGAAGCGAUCCCUUGCUGCGCAUGACCAGCACAAGAAGAGGAGUGAGACUUUGAGCAAGAGCGACUGUGGCUUCAACCCGGAGCAGUUGGAGGGCAUCUGGGAACAGGCCAGGCGCGCUUUGACCAUGAAGCCAGUCACCAUCGGCACUAUGAACGUUGGAAGGGGUGGCGCGGCCAAGGCCAGCAGGGCCUUGGAAGUCAUGCAGGAUAUGCACGUGGACAUUUUGGCGCUGCAGGAGGUUGACCUCAAUUCCAGCAGCUGGCACUGGAAUUUGCAGAACGGCACUGAUUUCUCGUUUCCCUCUUCGGCAGAUCUGUCUGGAAGGAGUGAGUUUUCCCAGUCGGUGCGCGGCAGGCUUGGUUGA
Molecule: messenger RNA, 3216 nt
Organism: Effrenium voratum
Lineage: Eukaryota; Dinophyceae; Suessiales; Symbiodiniaceae
Source: the annotation of a GenBank genome assembly